This is a messenger RNA of Cyprinodon tularosa, 17503 nucleotides long. It is a transcript of the gene ush2a, whose product is annotated as Usher syndrome 2A (autosomal recessive, mild). The coding region runs from base 522 to 17381 and encodes 5619 amino acids. The record is from RefSeq and is a predicted model, not a curated record. NCBI's taxonomy places the organism in Eukaryota, Metazoa, Chordata, Actinopteri, Cyprinodontiformes, Cyprinodontidae. The transcript has 94 exons. Gene Ontology annotation, molecular function: protein binding.
UUCAGGCGCGUUACUUGGUAUCAUACCGCCUCGAGCGCUGCUGGCCAGAUGGCAGCGCGAGGUAAUCUUCUUAAUAGCGCGCGCCGCAUGUUCUGAAUGAGACAGGGAGGCACACAAAAAAAGGAAUAACAACUUCAACAAGUUCAGCUUUAACCUAAUGUUUGUAAACGAAGACGGACAAAGUUAUUUAGACGUGUUUUACAAUAGACUACCUUUGAGGGGGGAAGUUAAUUAUUUUACCGGCUGACAGGUGUGAGGAGCAACCUGUUGAAGAUUUGUUUUUUUGACUCAUGCAACAACAAGUGGAAUGCUGGUCGAUGGCAGACGGAUGAUGGGGAAGAGGUUUUUAUAGGAGAUUGUGAAAUCCUACCUAUCAUGUGGAGGCUUUGGUUGUGGUUUGCCUGAUUUGCGGAUGUGGGGGUGAGGGACAGAGACUGUGUAACUGAGGACUAAUCUCAGUAGCUUCACCCUAGGGGCCCUGGUCUGUAAAAAUGUCCCUGUAAGCGUGGAAUCCCGGAGCCAUGACAGUCAUCACUUAUUCACACAGCUUGGGGAAGCUACAGAACAAAAUUCCAGUUCUUGAAGAUCCUGCAUCCUUCAGGACUGUUCCGGAACCCGUUGUGAAGAUCCAUAAACCUAGAACUGUGCUGAACUCUUUAAAGAUCCAAGAACUGCAUGGAGUUAAAUGUAUAAAGGUCAAUGAAAAGAAUGAUAAUAAAGAAAAAAAUAUUCUAAGGAAGCUCCAAACAAUGGGCCAAGAUGUUCACAUUUGCAGAAAAGACCAUAGAAAAUAUGUCAAAGGAUCUGUCAAGUUGGCUAAUGAAGAGGAUGACAGCACAGAUCUCGCAGGGAUAUGUUCGUUUACAAAAAAGGGGAAGGAUAUUCUGCAAAUAUACAACAGGAUACAAAACAAGCAGCUCAGGCUUGUGUUUAAAUUGGCAGAUCGCAGCGCAAAUGGAGGGAAAAUAAAGAUGAAUUUCAUGAGACUUGGGCAACCUAAGGUCCAGCUCUGGUUAUGUCUUCUUAUCCUGAGCUUCUGUGCUAAACCUGUUUCAUCACAGGGACAUUUCCCACGAAUGGAGAAUGUUGCAGCUUUCAAACCUGUGUCCACACUGCCGGCUCGAUCCACCUGUGGUUUUCCAAAGCAGAGCAGCUACUGCCAAUCACCUUCCUCACGGGAUGAACUGCAUUUGUGUUUUGAAGCCAUGUGUGUCCAGGAGUGCCCCUAUAGAUCCUCCACACCACCGUAUGCGCAACUGCUCUUCGCUCCACAAAGGGGUACCUGUGUAACUGAAGAUGUGGUUGACACUCAUCCUGGGACGGAAACAGCGGCUGGAAGCACAACAAGUCCAGAUGGACUUUCUGUUGUAGCUCAGAGUGUACUGUUUCAGCCCAGCGAAGAUGGAUGUCUGGUCACUCCUCCUUCACAGGCAAUAGGACCACGUGGUUCCCUUACUUUGGCUGUCUGGUUAAAGCCAAGCUCCAAUGGAGAAAUGAUGUUGCUGGAGAAAAGCUCAGAGAAGCGGUUGGUCUUUUCUUUGACAGUAUCAGAGCGAGCUGUAACCUUCCGAUACAAUGCGACCAAUGGUCGGACCUCUCCUAGUGUAAGCUUCAGAACAGAAGGACGGCUACAGCUGAACAGAUGGACUCAUCUUACUUUGCAGAUCUACGACAGGCAUGCAAAUCUUUUUCUUGAUGGACUUGAAGAUGACCAAACACCGUUUGACACAAAACAUCUGAUGAGCCCACUUUCUGAUAUCGACGAGUAUGGUGACAUGUGGGUGGGACUUGGCUCCAAUGGGUCUAAUCGGUUCAUUGGGCGGAUGCAGGACUUUAGAUAUUAUCCUACUACACUGACCAACAGAGAAAUAGUCCAGUUGUAUUCCGGAGUCAUGCCAAAGCUGCAUGUCCACUCUGAGUGCCGCUGUCCUUCCAGCCAUCCCAGAGUACAUCCAUUAGUUGAGAGAUACUGUAUUCCUAAUGCUGUUGAGGACACCACUAAUGACAGGGUCUUGAGACUAAACAUCAACGCUCAUCCACUUAGUUACAUUAAUGAUCAAGAUAUGGGCACCAUGUGGCUGUCUAAGGUCAUGAGUUUGCAGGAGCUAGAUGACGGAAUCACUAUUACAGUGGAUUUGGCUAAUGGACAAUAUCAGGUGUUCUACGUUAUAGUGCAGUUUCGGGGGCCUUUGCCUGAGUCAGUUUUGAUUCAGAGACAGAAGCUUCCUUUUUCUGAGCAGGAGAUGGAUAUGACAGAGCAAUCCUGGUUAGAUUGGCAGUAUAUGGCCAGAAACUGCAAUGUUUUUGAUAUGCAAAACAAUGGACCAUUACCAAGACCAGACUCUGUCAACUGCCAGCAAAUGCCCAGUGAUGUGCCACUUUUAGGAGGUAAUAUCACCUUUAGUCUCCUGACCACACAGCCACAUCCGAGGCCAGGAUAUAAUGACUUCUAUAAAACUCCUGGCCUGCAAGAGAUGGUGCUAGCUUCCCAGGUCAGAAUACAUAUGAAAGGACAAUACCACACCGGAGCCGAUGGAGUCGACCAGCGACACAGACACUUUGCCAUAAGUGAGAUCACAAUCAGUGGCAGAUGUGAGUGUCACGGCCAUGCAGAUCAGUGUGACACCAGUGUGACCCCUUACCGCUGUCUGUGUCUACCUGAGAGCCACACCGUGGGAAAUAAUUGCGAACGCUGUGCACCACUCUACAAUGACAAACCCUUCAGGUCAGGUGAUCAGCUCCAGCCUAUGAACUGCAGACUCUGUCAGUGUUAUGGUCAUGCUGUUUCUUGUCAUUAUGAUGUCCUUGCUGACGAGCAUCCACAUGAGCACUAUCGUGGAGGAGGAGGAGUCUGUGACCACUGCAUGCACAAUACUACAGGAAAGAACUGCGAGCAGUGUGUAAGUGGAUUCUUCAGGAUGCAGGAAUUUGAUCCAACCUCAGCUCAUGUGUGUCAGCCCUGCAACUGUAACCCUGCUGGAACUGUCCAAGGUACCGCAGAGUGUGCCCAGGUUGGAGGACAGUGUCACUGCAAGGUUGCAGUAACAGGCCGUCAAUGCACUCAUUGUUUGCCUGGUUGGUAUGGUCUCGAUGCUACAAAUCCAAAUGGCUGCACAUCCUGUAACUGUAGUGACCAAGGAACCAUGAGCCCCUCAACAGUAGAAGUUUCCAUCUGCAACCAGGACACAGGGCAGUGCCACUGUAAACCCCAUGUCACAGGUCUGUCAUGUGACCGCUGUGAGUUUGGAUAUUGGAACCUUUCCCACCCAGAUGGCUGCAUCCCAUGUGACUGUGACCCUUUGGGUUCCCUCAGUCCAUUUUGUGAGCCCAAUGGGGGGCAGUGUGAGUGCAAGCCUGGGGUGGGAGGCCGUCAAUGUGACUUAUGCGGUAGGGGAUUGUAUGGUUUAACAAUAGAGGGAUCCUGUGCCCCCUGCAACUGCUCACUUGAUGGGACAGUACCUGGGACAAACUGUGAUCCAUACACAGGCCAGUGUGUAUGUAAGGAAUAUGUAGAAGGCCAUCAUUGUGAUUCAUGUCGUCGUGGUUACCACACCCUUGAGCAUCGCAACAGCCUGGGCUGCCUGCCGUGUCUAUGUGACAUCAGUGGAACUUUGUCAGAGGGUGUGUGCAGUAAGAAGACAGGACAAUGCCCCUGCAAGGAAGGAGUCGAGGGAGCCCACUGUACCAGCUGUAUUCCAAACUACUAUAAUAGUAGUUUGGACCAUGAGAGUUUUUCACAGGGCUGUGUGCCAUGUAUCUGUGACCCCAGGGGAACAGUGACAGGGUCAACAUGUGACAGCAACACAGGGCAAUGUGUUUGUAUCCCACUGCGACAAGGAAAGGACUGCAGCAGCUGCCGACCUGGCUUCUACCUCAGCCCAGAUCAUAGCAUGUGUUUGGAGUGUGACUGCCAUCCUAUGGGAGCAAUGCAACUUAGUUGUGAAAGCCAGAAUGGACAGUGUGUCUGUGCUCAUCCCUCAGUGGGAGGAAGACGCUGUGACCAAUGUCGUGAGAACUUCUUUGGAUUUAACCCUGGUCUGGGAAGAUGUCAGCCUUGUGCUUGUGACCCAUACGGCAGUCUCAAUAGUUCAUGUGAUCCAGACACAGGUGUGUGUACAUGUAAGCUGUUGGUAACUGGAGAUAAAUGUGAUUCAUGCCAGCCUGGAGCCAUUUCAUUUGAUCCAGAGAACCCCUUCGGAUGCAGCAAAGCCCCUUCCCAGCAGCCUGCACCACUUGGUCUGGCUCCUAGUUACUCCUCAAUCUAUCUCUCGUGGCAUCCACCUGACUCCCCAAAUUCACACAGACUCAACUACACUCUCAUGAGGGAUGGACUCUCAGUUCAUACCAUUCAAAGUCAUUUUCCAUUUAAACUGGAAUCCUUUGAAGAUGGUAAUUUGUUUCCAUUUACCAACUACUCCUACUGGCUCAUAACAGCAAAUGUGGCUGGUGAGACAAUAAGUGCAUCAGCCUCCUACCAGACUUUAGGAGCACCUCCUUCUGCAGAGCAGCUUGUCUUAAACCUCCUUGGACGACCAGGUCCAUACAGUGCAAGCUUUAACUGGAGCAUACCGAGAAAUGAUAAAGGUCCAGUCCAAAGGUUUGUUUUAUCCUCAGUGGGGUCAUCUAAUGAAGCAGAGCCAGUUAUUCACUACACAGGUUUAUCUACAGAGGCUGUGGCUAGCGGUUUAAAGUCCUUUACGCAGUACUCUGUAACACUGAAGGCAUGCUCUUCUGGCGGUUGCACCUCUGGCCCACCAUUGUCUAUUCUCACAGCUGCUGCACCCCCACAAAACCAGUCUGCUCCCAGAAUCAAUGCUACAGGACCUCAUACGCUGCAUGCUUUUUGGGAGCCCCCUAGUCAGCCCAAUGGUGUUAUUACAAAGUAUGAGUUGUAUCUCCGUGGGCCUUUGGAAAUGAACCAAGUGUCAAGUUUUAACUCUGAGAGGAGAGUUUUCUUCAGCUCUGGUUGGCUGGAUCCAAGUGUCGUCCCACAACCAAAGCCAGCCAAGAGGAGUUCAUUGUCCGCCCCUGAAAAUAGUACCAUCAUAGAGGGUCUUCAGGCAUUUUCAGUUUAUCAGCUGAGAGUUGUUAGCAUCAACAGUGCUGGAAAUGUUUCAUCGGAUUGGACCACUGCACACACCUUGGAGGGAGUCCCAGAGUUUGUGGCUCCUCCAGAUGUAUCUGCACUAUCAUCCAGCUGCCUCAACAUUACAUGGAACUCUACUGAGGGUUAUGGCAUCAUUGCCAGAGGGCAGGUCACGGAGUACAGAGUCAAUUUACUAACUGAGCAAUUCUCCAAUCCCUAUGCUCCUCCUGUUGUCAGUCAGGUCUUGCAUAGAAUGGGGCCAUCAUCACUGCCUGCUUACAUCGUUCAAGGAUUGAAACCGUACCAUGUGUACAACUUCACUAUCACGCUGUGCACAAGAAUGGGUUGCAUUACAAGUACACCCAGCUCAGGGCGGACCUUACCAGCAGUGCCUACAGGACUGAGUCCACCUCGUUUACGUCCCGUAAAUGAAACCACCAUUCAGAUAGAUUGGGAUCCUCCAGAUCAACUUAAUGGACCAAGCCCACUGUAUCAGGUGGAAAGGACAGAUGUUUCGCUCUCUGACCCACAAGAACCAGUUGUAAGAGGGACCAGAUUCAUAGGGAAUGGUUUCUAUCAGUUCCCCAGUGAUACUCUUCCCAGCAACACUGACUUUACAGGUGUUGAGCUGAGUUUUAGGACUUGGUCCCCAGAUGGCCUCCUGCUGUGUGCCUUCUCUCCAGGAGAUCAGGCUGAGUUUUUGGCAAUUCAGAUAAAAAAUGGACGUCCAUAUUUUCUGUUUGAUCCACAGGGGUCAGCAGUGGCUGUAGGUUUACAGGAUGAUGGGGGGCGCCAUUACAAUGAUGGCCAGUGGCACAGCCUAAGAGCAACCAGAAAAGGCGCCAUGGGAACAGUUGUCAUAAACCAUCAAUAUAGUGGAAGUGCAUCAGCACCCAGUGGUAACAGCAUUAUUGGUGAAAACAUGGGUUUGUUCAUUGGAGGCCUGCCCGAAGAAUUUGCUCUUCUAAGGGAUGAUUCAGGGGAUACGAAACUGGUGCGAAGGGGCUUCUCUGGCUGUCUAAGGGACGUUAGUUUAAAGAUGACUGACAACCCUUUAGAGGAAUGGAAAUUACUGGAUUGGAAAAAAGCCACAAAGAAGUUGGCAGUGUACGAAAGCUGGGAAGGAUGUCCUCUUCAUACUGUGGAAGGAGUCCAUUUUCUUGGGGAUGGUUAUUUGGAGUUAGACGCAGGUGUUUUCAGUGAAGGACAAAACUUCGACAUUUCCAUGGAUUUCAGAACUGACCAGCUCAGUGCACUUUUGCUGUUCACAUACAGCUCACAAACUGAUGAUUAUAUGCUUGUUGAACUGGAAGCUGGUCUCUUGUCUUUUAUUCUUUCUUCUGGAGGCCAUGUGACUGAACUUCGUAUGUGGGUGGGACUUAGCUACUGUGAUGGAGACUGGAAGCAUUUGUCAUUGGCAAAACGGGGUUCUCUCAUCUCUGCUGCAUUGGAUGAGGUGGCCGAGGAAAUAAGGGGAGUGGGGGGGGCAGCAAGACUGAGAGCUGAAUCACCGAUGUACCUCGGCGGCGUACCAAUUGAACUCUCGCACCAGGCUCUGAAUGUUCAUAGUCACAAACAUGGGCUUGGAGGCUGCAUACGGGGUCUAACUGUUCGCAGUGAUGAAAGAAAUCCUUCUGCCAGACAAAGUAUUAAUCUCUCAGUUGCCUAUCGCCGCUCUGUUAGAGUCAACUUAGAUGGCUGCCCCACCAGUGAAAGCCGGUUUAACUGCAGAGGAAAUGAUUCAGUGCUUGUGUACACUGGAGGACAGACAAAAGCCACAGAUCAUAGUUUGCAGCCUUUUACAGAGUACUUGUACAGGUUUGUCGCCUUGGCUCCAGGAGGUUUGGCAGCAUCACCAUGGCAGAGAGGUCGAAGCCGUGGCCAAGUACCUACAUCUGUACCACCUCCAUCCACAGUGCAGAGUAUCAGUGGCUUCAGUGCCAAGGUGAGCUGGAUUCCACCUACAGGUGACAUCCGAGGGCUUAUUGACAGAUAUGAGCUUAAAGCCUACAAUAAGGACCACCCAGAGGUACCACCUAUCACAGCCACUUACCUGGCUAAUGGCAAUUUCACAGGUGUGAUGACUGGUCUCACUCCAUCAACUCAGUACAUUGUUACUGUAAGUGCAUGUAGUCCUGCUGGCUGCUCUGAGAGUCCUGUUGGUAACAGUGGUGAUGAUAAUGAUGUAAGAUCAAGCUUCAAAACCCCAGAAGAAGUUCCAGACAGUGUCUCGCCUCCACUUGCAGUUUCAUCUCCUUCAGCUCUGUUUAUCACCUGGGAACCUCCAGCUAGGCCAAAUGGAGAUAUUACGGAGUAUUUGCUCUAUCACAACGAUGAAAUGGUCUACAGAGGAAAAAACAGGGACCAUAACAUCACUGGUCUUGGUGUGUACUCAACUAACUUAUUGGUACUGAGUGCUUGCACUAAAGUGGGCUGUACCAACAGUUCACGAGUUACAGCUCUGACCUCUCAGCUUCCACCUGGGCCACUACAUGCACCAAGUCUCACCUUGCUGGACUCAAGGACUUUAUUUGUGGAGUGGUCACGUCCCUCACAGAUAAAUGGCGUUUUGAAGUCCUACUCCGUCUUUCUGUCACAAGAUGGUUCUGAGCCCAUGCUUGCUUUUAACAGCUCAGAACUUACUGAAGAGCACACACUUCGCAGCCUAACUCCAGGAACAUCCUACUCCGUCACCGUGGCUGCCUGCACAGGAGGUGGGUGCACCAAAAGCCCCCCAAGCCAAAUUCAGACAGAGGAGAGUACCCCAGAAAACGUUCCUGCACCGCUGGUCAUCCCCCUGUCCCCACAUUCACUGAACGUUAGCUGGACCCCUCCUGAGACUCCUAAUGGUGUUAUAACAAGCUACGGUCUCUGGAUGGAUGGAGUUCUAGUUUUUAACUCCAGUUCCUCACAGGAGUUCUUCGUAGUGGAAGGACUUUCUCCUUGGAGCCGUCAUGUUAUUAGACUGCAGGCAUGCACAGCACAGGGCUGUGGCAAAGGACCAAUGGUGGAGGCACAUACUUUGGAGAUGGCCCCAGAAGGCCCUAUACUUCUGGAGUUGACCAAUCAGAGUUCUAGAUCUCUCCGAGCCCGCUGGACUUCCCCUCCUAGACCAAAUGGAAAAAUCCACUACAAACUGUACUACAAAAGCAAAGAUGGUCAUGGUGUGUUGGACGGGGGAUCAGCAGCAGGCAUUUGGUUGUCUGUAUCUGACCUAGAGCCCUACAAAAACUACAGCUUCUGGAUCAGAGGAUGUAACACACAGGGUUGUGUUGAGAGCCUGCCACUCAACCUCACUACACCUCCAGCAGCCCCAGAUGGAUUGUCACCUCCGACUUUAGUCGAUGCAUCCAGCACCAGUCUAAAUGUAUCGUGGUCUGCACCUGUCAAGUCUAACGCCCCGGGACCUCUCCUGUACAGUUUGCAAAUGAGAACAUCUCCACAGAACUCUAUCAUAAGGCUUCUGGAAAAUGAAACAGAAACUCGCUCCUAUAAUGUUGAGGGUUUGUCACCAUUCACCAACUACCUGUUCCGAGUGGUGGUUUCACAUUCCCAUGGACAGACGGUGGGGCCUUGGGCAACCCUAUGUACAGCUGAGGAUCAUCCAGGACCAAUAGACAUACCGACUGUUAUGGGACUUCAUCCUCGGACUGUAUUAGUUACUUGGGAUCCUCCAGCUCAAAGAAAUGGAAUCAUUACAAAUUACACCCUUUAUCUUUACUCAGACUCCAUCACCUCUCUAGAUUAUAACCCUAAUUUAGUCACCAGCUCGUCCUACAACUCAGAUUUAUCAUCAGAACCAAGCCUGACUUCCACCACUGAUGCAGUACUCAAUUCAGAUUCUAACUUAUUGACAUCAUCAAAUCCUGGCAGACCUGAGGACUCUGUGGCUACUGUAGAUUAUGAUAACAAAUUGAGCAUAAUUCAAGAAAAUGCACACAUCAACCACUUCUCCACCAUGAUUCCUAGUGUUGUUGAAAAGACAGAGACAUCUAGUGAAAAUACUAAAGGUCAUGACAAAAAUAUGAUCUUAUUCAAAACAGCUGAGCCUAACAGCAGCAGUUUAAAUCCAGACAUCUCACCAUCAGUCCCAUAUUAUCCUGAAAGUAGCUUGGGUCCCAAUCAUUUUAUUACACCAUCUACCAGUCCCGUCUCCCCCUUUUCUGCUACUAAUUCUGGAUCCACUCCACUCUCUGUCACUGUUCCUGGAAAUACCACCAGUUACACUUUCCUCAAUCUACUUCCCUACCAAACAUUUCACCUCCAGGUGAGAGCGUGCACAAGGGUCGGUUGCUCAGUGUCAGAGACAUCUCAGUAUUUCCAGACUCUACCAGCUCCACCUGAAGGGGUGCCUGCACCUCACCUUUACUCCGAAACACCGACAUCUGUUCUCUUAUCCUGGGGUGCACCAGAAAAAAGCAAUGGACCACUAGAACGUUGGGUGAUCGAGCGAAGAGUUGCUGGAACCCAACAAGUCUCCACAGUAGGCCAUCUUCCACCCUUUCCUCCCCCUCUUUCGUUCCUGGACUCCUCCUCAGCUCUCAGUCCUUGGACAGGCUACCACUAUCGGCUUGUGCUCCAUAAUGAGGCUGGAAAGGCUUCUGGGCCCUGGGCCAGUGUCACCACCAGACCUUCUCGGCCAGCUGGAUUGAAUCCCCCAAGAGUAAAAGUUCUUGGAUCCGACUCGCUUCAAGUCACAUGGUCACCACCUUUGAUUCCUAAUGGAGAGAUUCAUGGAUAUGAAAUCCGUCUCCCUGAACCGCGAAUCUUUCAUGACACCAUAAAUUCCACGGAGCUCAAUGUCACUAUAAUAGACCUUGUUCCAUACACAAAUUACAGUGUGACUGUGCUGGCAUGUUCAAAAGGUGGAGGAUAUGUGGGUGGAUGUACAGAAAGUCCUCCAACUCCUGGUUCCACUUUACCAACAAGACCUGAAGACCUUUCACCUCUAACAGUAGUGCCAGUCAGUGAAUCUUUUCUGGCCAUUUCCUGGCAAACACCAAAUCGGCCUAAUGGACCCAACAUCAGAUACAAGUUGCUCAGACGUAAAACCCACCAACCCCUGGCCGUCACCAUGGUUCCCACAUUAACAGCCACUUCCCCACCCCCCUCUGAAGAUCUCCAUCGCUGGUUCCAUGUUUACUCCGGCACCAAAUUGUUCUAUGAAGAUAAAGGCCUAAGCAGAUUUACCCGUUACCAGUACCAGCUUGUGGUUUAUAACGAUGUGGGCUUCACUUCAGGAGAUAUUGUUACUGCAAUGACAUUGGCAGGGGCUCCUCUCAAACCUCCUACUCUGUCUGCUCAUGCUAUCAAUCACACAGCUGUACAAGUCAACUGGAAUAAACCUUCUUUGCAUGACCUGCAGGGAGAAGUGGAAUCAUUCUUCCUCUCAAUAAACUACUCUGAGUCCAGUCCAUUGAUGUGUUAUGGACCUGAGGUCAAGUCAGCUGUGAUAGGAAACCUUUGGCCCAGGACAACCUAUUUGAUAUCGCUGCAGGUGUUCAAUGGUGCACAUAACACAACUAAAGCAUUGGUUGACGUCACGACGGCUGAUGGAGAGCCAGAAGGGAUGUCAGCUCCUGAAGUGGUUCCAGUAAACAGCAGCACAGCACGUGUCCUCUGGUUCCCUCCUUAUCGACCCAAUGGAGUAGUUACUGGUUACAACAUCUACGUUAAUGAUCGCCUUCACAGCAGUGUGGACAACAGCUCUGGUUCAUACCUUCUGGGGGACCUACUACCUCUUACAGUCUACAAUAUACAAGUGGAGGUGUGCACGCUGUAUGCAUGUACUCGGAGUAAUAUUACUGAAACAACCACUGUUGAAGACCUGCCAGCUGACCUGCCCAGUCCAAAUGCCCAAGUAAUCAGUCCUAGAGUGGUGAGAUUAGAAUGGGCCCAUCCGGGCAAACCCAGUGGGAUCAUGCUGGGCUACAAGGUUUUAAGACGGACCCUUAGAUCAUGCACCGAUGGGUCAAUGGGGUCAUCCUCAGCCAGUGCCCAUGGUUUAAAAUUUAAAUGUUCCUACCUGGAGUGUCCUGUGGGUAACAGCGUUUGUGGGACAUCCUGCUUUCAUCCUGAAUCACAGGUAUGUUGCAAUGGAGUACUGCACAAAAGACAGCCACAUCAUCAUUGCUGUGAUGAGCUUUAUUUAAGUUGGAAUGAUUCUUCCAACCCUGUGUGCUGCGAUAGCAAACUUGUCCCAUCUCGCCCUAAUCAUCAAUGCUGUGGAGGAUACUUUAUUCUUAUAAAAAACGAUGAAUACUGCUGUCCUGACCACUUGCAGGGACGGGUCUCUGUGGGGCCUGGUGACAGCUGCUGUGGGGGGGUUCCUUAUUCCAUGACAGGGGGCCAGCUCUGCUGCAGUGGGAAACUACAUGAUGGCUAUGGGCUCCAAUGCUGCGGAGGCCUGAUAGUAGAUGACACCUUGGUUUGCUGCAAGGAUGCUGUGCAUAUAUAUAAACCAGGGUUUAUCUGCUGUGGAGAAGAGUAUGUCAACUCUUCAACCUCUCUCUGCUGUGUUGACAACGAUGGAGCUGCCACGAUUCACCCCUCUGGUAAUGCCACAGUGACACUGCAGUGCUGUGGGUCAAAGGUCAUACAUCUGGAUGAAGAAUGCUGCAAUGGGAUCGGUUUCGACCCCCAACGGCAUGUCUGUGCUGAUCAGGCCACAGCUGGACUGCUGAUACCGCACCAGUGUUUUCAGGGCGCUGUCUGUCCUGUGGCUGCUGCAGCUAUAGCUUAUUGUGGCUCCUGCAACCUUGAUCCUUCUUUAACUGCCUGCACAUGGGUCCUGAAUGCACAUCCAGACCCCAACACACCAUCCAUGACACAAGUGUCAUUCAUCAGCCCCACGCUGGAAACCCUCCCUACGCUGCCAGCACAUGCAAACAGAAGUAAAGCCAUAACAUCUGACGGAAAGAAUCACACGAAUACUGAGCACCCAGAGGCAGGCGGAAAUCUGUGCCCUUCACAUGAGGAGGUGGUCUACAGCGGUGACGCCAGUGCUCACACAUUUACAGACACUGAUCUGGAGCCCUUUACAACUUAUGCGUAUCGAGUGAUGGGCUGGAACAGCUUUGGCCCAGGUUCCAGUGAUGUUACCACAGUGACAACCAGUGAAGACAAGCCAUGGGGAGUGGCCCCACCCCGCUGGAGUUGCCUAAGUGAACGAGAUGAUAUCAUCCAACUGCAAUGGGAAGCUCCUGCAAGGCCUAAUGGCAUUAUAACCCAUUAUGUUGUGCUGCGAGAUGGACAAGAACGUUACCGUGGAGAUGAGAAUACUUUCACUGAUGUGGGAGGGAUCAGGCCGUAUCAGGAGUUCUUCUACCAGUUGAGGGCCUGUAACCAUGCUGGCUGUACUGAGAGCACAAAGGUGGUGGCAGUGACAGCCCAGGGGGUUCCAGAGAAUGUAGAGCCUCCGGUGGUAACAGCUGUUAGCUCCACCUCUCUCCACAUCAACUGGUCUGUGCCUUCUCGUCCAAAUGGAGUCAUCCAGAGGUACCACCUGAAUCAGACUGGAGUCGGAACCAUAGUCACACACAGUGGUGGACGUAAAAAUUAUACUGUGACGGGUUUGCAGCCAUAUUCGGACUACAGUUUUUUGGUGGUGGCAUGUACGACUGUAGGAUGUGCAGCCAGCGAACCUUCUACAGGACGCACAAUGCAAGCCUCGCCUAGUGGUGUGUGGUCCAGCCCUAGACACCUGGUAUUAAACACAUCCACUGUGGAACUGUACUGGGAUCAGCCAUCUCAGCCUAAUGGACAUGUGUUCCAGUACACUCUUAUAAGAGAUGGUCGCACUGUUUUUACUGGAGAUUACAGGGACCAGAAUUUUACUGAUACUGGACUCCUGCCAAAUCACAGGUAUUUCUAUGAAUUGGAGGCCAGUACAGCAGGCGGCAGUGGGUUGAGUGAGAAAUAUGCUGUAGAUACGCCAGUCUCCUGCCCCACUGGAAUCCCACCCCCCUUCGACAUGACAGUUUUAGGCCCUCACUCCGUAUCACUUACCUGGUCCCCUCCUGCUCAUCUAAACAGCAGUCAGUCUGUCUUCUACAAUGUCCUGUUGAAUCCAGGAAGUCACAAAACCAUAAGUCGUCAUGCUGGACAAGACUUGCACCUCUCUGUGAUGGAUCUGGAGCCUUUCACCACUUACUACAUACGAAUACAGGCCUGUCAGAAUGAGGGAUGUGGGGUUGGAGAUGGUGUCUACAUCCGCACUUUAGAGAAAACUCCAGAAGGUCUGCAGCCCCCCACAGUAAAGGCCCUGGGGCCUAAUGUUUCGGAGAUCCAAUGGACACCUCCAAAGAAGCCGAAUGGACUCAUCACAUCCUAUCAUAUAUACAGGCGACCAUUAGGAACAGAAGAGGAGUUGCUGGUUUUUAUUUGGUCCAUGGGGCCCCUUGAAUUUGUUGAUGCAAGUCCCACCCUGCAACCAUUCAGCUUCUUUCAGUACAAGGUUAGUGCCCAUAACUCCAAAGGCUCAGUGACCAGUCUGUGGGCUCUAGUCCAAACAUUAGAGGCACAACCACAAGAAAUGGCACCCCCUGUUAUCAUACCCACUGGUGCUUAUUCCGUUUACUUGAGAUGGCGUCAACCAGGCCAGCCCAACGGUCUUAUUUCCUGUUAUAGACUGGUUUACAUCAAGCACCUGCAGGACCCAACUCUGAACUCAACUACUUACACAGCUCUCACUGUAGAGGGUUCAGUGUUGGAGGCAUCAGUCUUUGGUCUUGACCCAUACAGUCAGUACAGUCUCUGUGUGGAAGCUGUGAAUCGGGCAGGUUCUGUUUCCAGUCCAUGGGUGGAGGUCAUGACCUUGGAGGCUUCCCCAGCAGGUCUGGGAAACAUUACAAUAGAGCAGAAGGAGGAGGGUAGAGCUUUGCUGCUCAGCUGGGAGGAGCCACGUUCUCCAAAUGGAGUCAUCACGAUGUAUAAUUUGUACAGUGAGGGGAACCUGGAGUUCAGUGGGUUAUCACGGAGUUUCCUGUUUCGUCGUUUGGAGCCAUGGACUGUUUACUCUCUGACUCUUGAAGCCUGUACCUCGGCAGGAUGCACGCACAGCCCUCCUCAGCACAUCACCACAGCGGCUGCACCACCUGCAUUGCAGCUGCCCCCUAAGCCUCUUUCUGUUGGCUCUGACCAUGUGUCCUUUACUUGGGAGCCUCCCUCACAACCCAAUGGGCCAAUUGGAGAAUAUUCUCUGCUUUGGAGGAGACUGAAAGAGAGCGGGACAUCGCAAAUAAAUGAAGAAGAUACCGAUGGGGGAAAGUUGCUCUUCCCAGAAAUAUCCCCUCAGCGAACCGAAUCCCUCUCCUAUACCGUGACCGGUUUGCGUCCCUGGACCCAAUAUGAGUUUAGCAUCUGUACUCACAACCCAGCCGGACACACCUGCAGCUCCUGGGUAACUGUUACAACAAGACAAGCCCCUCCUCGUGGCCUCACCGCUCCAAGAGUGAGACACGUCCAUGGCCGACCCAGUGAGCUGGUGAUAUCCUGGACUCCUCCUUUGGAGCCAAAUGGGGUUAUAAAGUCCUACAGGAUACAGAGAAAUAAUGUCAGCUUCUCAUUCAGUUUUGACCCGACUGUCUUGACCUACACAGAUGAAGACCUGCAUCCAUUCUCAACUUACAGCUAUUCAGUGACAGCCUGCACUUCUGAGGGAUGUACAACCAGCCCCUGGACUAACAUCACAACGCUAGAGGCCCCACCUGAGAUGGUAGAUCCCCCCACAAUGGAUGCCAUAACUUCUGAUAUUAUAAACAUUUCAUGGAGUAAACCGCUGAUGCACAACGGAGAGGUGACAGAAUAUAUCCUGAAAAUGAACAACAAAGAGGCCUAUCGUGGGAGAGACUUUGGUACAGUGCUGUCAAAUCUGCAGCCGCAUUCGUCCUAUCAGCUGGUUCUGUUGGCUUGUACCAGAGGUGGCUGCACUACCAGCAAUACGACAACCGUUGUUACUAAGGAAGCUCCCCCAACACAUCUGGCAGUCCCAACUCUUAAGGUUACGGGGCCAGAGUCCGUUGAGAUCACCUGGAGACCCCCCGAUCAUCCUAAUGGGAUCAUCACUGGGUAUGAGCUCUGCAGAGAUGGUGAAGUUAUCUACGUUGGCACAGACACCCACUAUCACGACUUCACUCUCCUGCCAAGCAUAGAGUACAGCUAUGUUGUCAGGGCCAACAACAGCAGAGGUGCUGUAAGCAGUGAGGUAGCCACAGCAAAAACUCAUCCAUCAGUCCCAUCUGGUGUGGCUCUCCCAACGCUAACAUCACUGGAGGCAACCCGGGUUAGAGUAGAGUGGCAGACUCCAGCUCGACCUAAUGGAGAAAUAGUGAGCUACGCCGUGUAUCUGAGAGAUCCUGUCCAGCUCAACAUCACCAGUGCUAUCUUUACUCCAGAAGAUAGUUCCUUUUAUGACAAGCAAAUCAUAUUGCAUCGACUGAGUCCUUACCAUAGGUAUGAAGUGAGGGUAGAAGCCUGCACAGUGCUGGGCUGUUCUUCUAGUGAUUGGUCCUCAGUAUGCACGCUGGAGGCUCCCCCUGCUGGUCAGCCAGCACCACUCUUAGAUAUCACAACUGACCCUCAGUCCAGCCUGCAGACAAGCUUUCUUCUCACUUGGUCCUCCCCAGCUCUGUCGAAUGGUAGGAUCCUACACUAUGAGAUACACCGCAGACAAGACGCCUUGGAGACAGACAAGCCGGGUACAGCAACAUCUGUUUAUAAGAAUGUCUCCACAUCAUUCAAAGACAGUGGACUUCAGCCUUACACGACAUACAAAUACCAGGUGUGGGCUGUAAACUCAGCUGGUAACACCUCCAGCCCAUGGGUCAGUGGGAGGACUGGACCUGCUCCGCCUCAGGGUGUGGGCCCACCUAUUGUCUUGGAUGUUUCAUCAACUUCAGCUGUCGUGGACAUCCUCCCCCCAGCUAAACCCAACGGGAUUGUAAGCCUCUUCAGAGUGUUUUCCGAGGACCAGGACAACCUAACUCUGCUAUCAGAGGGAACAUCCCAUCAGCAGACACUCCAUGGUUUACGUCCUUACACUCAGUACUGGGUGGGAGUUGAGGCUUGCACCUGUUAUCAGUGUUGUAGCCGGGGUCCAGUGAUACAGCUUCACACCCUUGCUGCUCCGCCAGCCGACCAGCGUCCCCCUCGGCUCAUCACCCUGACCUCUCGCUCGGUUCAGAUGGAGUGGGACGAGCCCAUGAAACCAAAUGGAGUCAUUGACAGCUGUGAGCUUCAUAUCAGGUCCACCUGCCCACAGCCCCCACAGCCCAUCCCUUCAGCCUGCACACAGGGACCAACAGAAAUCUGCUUUUUUGGCAAACAACUGAGCUAUAAUGUCACAGGUCUCAGACCAUACUAUACCUACGAGCUGAGAACUGCCUGCUUCAAUAACAUGGGCAGCACUGCCUCCAACUGGACAACCGUCAGCACACUCAGCGAACCACCGCAGUACGUGUCUCCCUUCUCUGUGGACAGCAACCUGACAGUAAUCUGGCUGGACUGGACCAGGACCUUUUCCCUCAACGGGUACCUGAAGGAGUUCACUGUGAUGGAGAGCCAGCUCAGAGUUUACACAGGCUUCUACAGCUACCUUCACAUCCCGCGCACAUCACAGAAAACUUUGUCGUUUCAGGUGACUUGUGUCACAGACAGCGGCAGUGCCAGCACGCCCACCAUCAGAUACAGCCCAGCCACAGGCCUUGGUCCUGUUGAGCCUGUUGAUGGUGAUAAGCAGGGUGUCAGCAUUUCAGCAACACCUGUUUACUCUGAGCUGUGGUUCAUUCUGCUGUUCGCACUGCUGGGUCUGUUCCUGCUUGCUUUACUGAUUGGCUUACUGUUAAAAAGAGUUUUGAGGAAGAAUCCAUCAGCCAGAGAGCGCCCUCCACUGGUCAUGCUUCAGAAGAGCAGGAAGGCCGGAGGAGACGCGUACUCGUUUGACACUGUAGCAGACUGUGUUGAGAUCAGCAACAUUAUACUUAAAAGCUACACUGUGUACACAGAGGGUCUGACAGACACAAAGAUUGUUGGCAGCAGUUCACGCUAUAGCCCCAUGUCUGUCCUGCGGGCACCCAGUCAAACUGACCUAACUCAAGCCUACUCCCAGCAUUCCCUGCAUCGCAGCGUCAGUCAGCUGAUUGACAGGAAGUCACUGAUGAUGGACGAAGGAUGUUGGGACAACCCAACGGGAUAUGAUUCUGGACUGUAUGUGGAGGAAGAUGAGCUUGUGGACGCCAUCAAGGCCUUGACUUCUGUGAAAAAAGAGCACACCAUGUUUACCGACACUCAUCUUUAGGCUGGUAACGGCAAAAUACUUAAGCUGUUUGGUGUCCUGUCGUAUUCCCACAAUGUGUUUGACAUGAAGUAGAGCAAAGCAACCUUCGCUUUAGUAGAAUCAGGGACAAAACAGUACUUAGA